Molecule: messenger RNA, 6758 nt
Organism: Acanthochromis polyacanthus (spiny chromis)
Lineage: Eukaryota; Metazoa; Chordata; Actinopteri; Pomacentridae
Product: monocarboxylate transporter 2
Biological process (GO): monocarboxylic acid transport; transmembrane transport
Cellular component (GO): membrane
Molecular function (GO): monocarboxylic acid transmembrane transporter activity
Source: RefSeq, a predicted model, not a curated record
AUGCCGCCUCCAGCCGCGAGUCCUCCCGCCGACCCACCGGACGGCGGGUGGGGGUGGGCCGUGGUGUUGGGGUCGUUCAUCUCCAUCGGCUUCUCCUACGCCUUCCCCAAAGCCAUCACGGUGUUCUUCAAAGACAUCCAGAUCAUCUUCAACGCCUCCUACAGCCAGAUCGCAUGGAUCUCCUCCAUCAUGCUGGCCGUCAUGUACGCUGCAGGUCCCAUCAGCAGCAUCCUGGUCAACACGUACGGCUGCAGGCCCAUCGUCAUGAUGGGCGGCUGCCUCUGCGCCACUGGGAUGAUCUUAGCUUCCUUCUGCAACGACGUGGUACAGCUUUACAUCUGCAUCGGCGUGAUCGGCGGUCUGGGACUCGCCUUCAACCUGCAGCCAGCGUUGACUAUGAUUGGCAAGUACUUCUUUAAGAAGCGUCCCAUCGCUAACGGAUUGGCAAUGGCUGGCAGUCCGGUCUUCCUCAGUACUCUGGCUCCUCUAAACCAGUACCUGUUCAACAACUUUGGCUGGAGAGGCAGCUUCCUGAUCCUGGGCGGCCUGCUGCUCAACACCUGCGUGGCUGGAUCCCUCAUGAGGCCGCUGGGUCCGCCACCCAGCAAGGUGAAGAAGGAUGAAGAGCUGGCGGCUGUUACCACGACGACGAAGGAGAAGCGCACCGCCUGGCAGAUCAUCAACAAGUACCUGGACCUGACACUGUUCAAGCACCGUGGCUUCCUCAUCUAUCUAUCAGGUAAUGUCAUCAUGUUCCUGGGCUUCUUCGCACCCAUCGUCUUCCUCGCCGCCUACGCCAAAGACAUGGGCGUGGAUGAGUACUCCGCCGCCUUCCUGCUUUCGAUCCUGGCUUUCGUUGACAUGUUCGCCCGACCUUCCAUGGGGCUGUUGGCCAACUCGCGAUGGAUCCGGCCCAAGAUCCAGUACUUCUUCAGCUUUGCAGUGCUGUACAAUGGGGUGUGUCACAUCCUUUGUCCGCUGGUAGAAAGCUACAAUGGCCUGGUGGUGUAUUCGGUGUUCUUUGGCUUCGCCUUCGGGAUGGUCAGUUCAGUGUUGUUUGAGACGCUGAUGGACCUGGUUGGAGCUCAGAGGUUCUCCAGUGCUGUUGGACUCACCACCAUCGUAGAGUGCUGCCCGGUUCUCAUCGGUCCACCAUUAGCAGGUAAACUGGUCGAUGUCACCAAAAACUACAAGUAUAUGUAUUUCUGCUGCGGUGCCGUCGUCAUUCUGGCCAGUAUUUGGCUCUUCAUCGGAAACUUCAUCAACUACAGACUCUUGGAACGUGAGCGAAAGCAUGCAGAAAUGUACAAACGGACUGAGACGGAAGAUCCAGACCAAGUUCAGGAUCAGAAGGAGGUGGACGGGGAUGCCCAGGCCGUCGAGGAUCUGACCGACAAUAAAGAAGAGGAACCUAUGCAGCGGGAAACCAAUAUCUAGAUCAAUAUGCUCUGCCAACAGCUCGACUGGAGGAACACCACGAUCAAACUGAGCCCCAAGCCAAGAGGUGCCUCCCUGUGUUCCACAAGGCUUGAUUUGAGAUCCUCUGUUCUUCUGUAAAACUAACUGCCAAAGCAACAAUUGUGUUUUAGGGGGUUGUGAGGCAUGAAAUCUGUUUGUCAGUCAGUGACAAUGACAGAAAUAAUGACCAGAGAGUGAAGUGUAAGAUACUGUAUGCAUGUGAAGAGGCUAAAAGUCAGAAAAAUGUCAGUGGAAACCACUAAAGUACUAACGGUGUUUUCUUUUUUGCCACGUUCACCUCAUAUCGGAUAUACUGUAAAGACUGCAACAGGGGGCACUUAGCAUCACGGUGUUGUAUUAUUAUAGCAGCAAAUCCACAAACAUUGGUAGAUAAUUCGGAAAUAAGUUACUUAUCUCCACACAAACUCCCGACUGUAGCAAGAAGUCAUUCCGUUUUUUCCUACUGUCUUUUCCGAUAUGACGUGAAUGGAAAAUCAGUGUGUUCCAACAGCACCAGCAAACUCAAUUGACAAGUUCAACAUCACUCUUCUUCACAAUAUACUUGGUCAGUAAAGAAACAUCACGUUAACCCUUUGAACCCCAAGCAGUUUCUGGGCAAUUUUUGCUGUUUUUUGUUUUUUUUUGUUGUGUUUUUUUUGUUCGCUGUAGGUUCAUUUUUCACAACAAUAUAAAGUCUUGCACCUCUAUGGAAACAACACAACCAUGACUAGAAGUAGAGAAAAAUCAGAAAUGUCAUGUGUGCAGUAUGACAAAGUUAUAAUGGCAGAAAUCUUAAAAUUAAAAAAAUUACAAUUUUGAUUAUUUUACAAAGAUUGAAAAAAACUGAAACUACUAUGUAAAACAUUUUUUCAAAUAUUUGAAAAAAUGGUUGCUCUACAGUACAUAAUUAGAUAUUUUACUACUUACAUGUUAUAUGUAAGGAUUGCACAGUGGAUCUGUGGUUAGCACUGUUGCUUUGAAGCUAGAAAGUCCCCGGUUUGCUGUGACUGUUGGUCGCAGAUGACUCACUAAUGGCUACACAGUUGAGAUGAAGAGUGCAGAAUUUUUGUGUUUUUUUUUCAGAAUUUGGUCAAUCAAAGAGAUUUUUUUGGCAAUUUUUUAAUGAGAUACGUAGAAUAACAUAAAUUUGAUUAAUUUGUCCAACAGAUGAGUAGUUCAGAGACUGUUUUAAAGUUAAAAACCUGUUGAUAUUUUUUGGUUUUCCAGUUUCUUGCUAUGCUAAAUGGUGUAAUUUUUGGAUUUUUAUUUAAAGUCAAUAUGCCUUUUCAACCUGCCGGCGGGUUUUGGGGUUCAGAGGGUUAAUAGUAAACACAGGCAUUUGUUGGUGGUUAAAAAAGGCAUUACUGUCACUUUAAGGUCACUGGUUUAAUGCAAGCAACAGCCAGCGUCCUUCAUUGGUGACGUCUUGAGCAGCACUGAUCUCUGUGUGUUCACACCACGACCUACUGGGCUUGUCUGUUGCAUUUUCCACAUCUAACCAUGCAAAAGCAAUUUAAGAAAAUUUCCAUCUCCCAUAAUGAUGGAUCCACCCAUCCUCCAGGCAUCAACCUUUCAAAUCAGAGCCGGGGAGACUGGGGGAAGCUCCUGAUUGUGUUUCACGCGACAAUCGGGUGCCCUAAAGUCCCCGCCUCCAUAAACACCAAACAGAUGUGCUCACAGCUGGCGACGCCCGCCGGAGCACUACGUAGUAAAAACCUGCACCAACGUCCCACUUUAACACUUUCGAUCAAGUCGUUAAAUGUCGCAUUAACUGUCAUGGGUUCCAUAUUGUCAUUGUCACACGCAGUAAAAUCGGCCACGCUUCACCCCAAAUAUCUUUAUGAAACUGCUGCAAUUCAGUGAAUUUAAUUAUGGUUGAAUGUAAUUUCCUCUGUGGGCCUUAAUAAGGUAUUAAUGACCAAAAAAACCCAUCUGCAUAAUGGUGGUUUUCUACACACAGAGCCCAUGAGCAAUAUCCUCUCUCAUAUUUUAACGCAGAUAUACAGGGAAAUGUAUUUCUAGUGGCCAGUGACCAUCCGUUUUGUGAUACAUUGCCUUAAAUGUAACGUAGAAUGCGAGGCAGUUGUACAGUGAAUAGUGUUAUAUGAAGCUCUGUGUUAAAUGUGACCCAUUAUUUUUGUUGUGAUUGACUUCAAAACUCAUGAGAAAUCAGCGUAAUCUUGUUCCAUGGUGUCUGUCGUUAACUAAAUCCCAUUAACUAACACCCAGUAUAUUAAAUCUGAAGGAACAUACUACUAAUUAAUGAAUGCUAAUCGAUCCUACAUGUAUUGUGUGCACUUAAAUAUACUGGAUGUCACGUCUGCUGGCUAUAAAUGUUCAAUAGUCUAUCCAUUCCAUGUGAUCACUUUCUGCAAAUGCUACCCUGCUUGAGCUUUUUUUUUUUUUUUUUGCUGAAACUCAAUUUUCAAAGCAAUCAAGAACAAAAAAAAUAAUUAUUUUUCUUCCGCUUUGCAUUUGAAUUAUUCCCAAUCAUGAAAAUUCAGCUCUGACUCAACAAAUUGCCAUUUAUUGUGUGUGAAUAAUCUCUUUUUUUUCCUUUUAAAAGAUUUGCACAUUAUAUCAUUUCCAUUUUGGGAUGAUUUUUUGACUCAGUCUCCCAAAAUGCACCUGGUUCGCCAGCAUUUCAUGCAGUUCUCAGACAGUAUUUUUGUAUUUUCGUGUUUAAUGAGUAAUAUCGUCACUGUUCUCGCUGUUUUUUUCGUGUCACUGUGCUCACUGAUGAUUCUCAAUGAGGGAAAUCGACUGCUGUACAAUCACUUUCUACCAAAUAACACUGCCCCCUGCUGGUUUCACACCACCCAAGACCAAAAUGCAAAAGAAAAGCCAGGCUUCCCUUUUUCAGAAGGAGUGCAAGAGAAUAUGCAUGUUCUUUUCAGGUUUUUCCGGGUGGUUUAUCGUUCACUUGAAUGGAAUCUUUUAGUAUUUCAAUGUUAAAGUCACCAAAUAGAACAAAUACAGAGUGUUUUUGUUGCACAUAGUGUUUAAAUUAUAUUUUCCUUACAAUCAGAAUCUAAGCAGUAAAAAAUGCAGAAAAUGCAACUUCUGCAGUUGAAGGGAUCAAGAGCUGAUUGGGAAAAUGAUUCGAGCAUGAGAAACCACAUCCAUGCUAUAAAAUAUGAAGUCUGUGAUAAGAAAAAUAACAUGCUUGAAAAUGUAUGGUAAGAUGUUCUCCUAAAUAUAUAUAUUAUUAAGGUUUAUUCUAAUAAAGAAAGGAAAUUAGUUCUAAUUACAUGCACCGAUAGCCUUAUAAAUUAACCUGCUUAGCACCUCAUACGGUAGAUUUCUUUUUUUUUUUUUUAAAUGUGUGGAUAUUUAGAUUUAUUUUGAGGUGUGCUUAAGACCAAAUUUAGCUGAGAGGUUACUUUUAAAAAUGAAUAUUCAAUAAUAUCCCCUCCUCUUGGGUUACGUUUUUAGACACCCGUUGCUGAAAACAAAUGUUCAGUUUAGUUUGUUUGACUAUUAUGUAGUAAUUUAUUUUUCCUGGUGUGGAAAAUCAAUGCGCAGACUGGAAUAGAUGUCACUUUACUGUUAGAUAUGCAGGGUUGAACUGAAUUUAUCACUUUAUGAAGCAACUGCAGAUUGGAGUUUGGAACCAAAUGAAAUGAUCUGUUUUUGGAAACGCGUUCUUGGCCGGAUUGUACUGCAGUGAAACUGAGUUUUUGACAAACUGAAACUGAAAUUUCACAUUCAAAACUCCACUGAGAAAAAUCUGAAGCACAAUCAGAAUUCCAAUCUGCAGAAUGAAAUCCUCCAACACGUGUUUUAAUGAUCUGUUCAUGGAACUGCAUGUUCUGAACCUGAAUGUUGUGCAAUGAAAGUAAAUGGUGAACUUUGAGAAAUUGAAACCAAAUUUUUACAUUUAAAACUCGAUUUAGAAAAACUUGAUUUGAAAAAAUUACACUCUGCAGAAUGAUAUCCUUCAAAUCAUGUUAAUUAUCUGUUUUUGGAAUUACAUGUUCUGGGUUUGUAUGGACUACAGCGAAACUGAACAUUUAAUUUGGACAAAUUGAAACAGAAUUUUCACAUUCAAAACUCCAUUCAGAAAAAAUAAAUUUUUUAGCAAAAUUCGGAACUUUGGAAUGAAAUCCUCAAACACGUGUUUAAAGCGAUCUGUUUGUGAAAAUCCAGGUUCUGUGCAUGAAUUGUUCUGCAAUGAAAUUGAAUAUUGAACCAGACUUUUCACAUUCAGAACUCCAUUCUGAAAAACAUGAAUUUAAAAAAAAAAAAAUCAGAUUCCACUCUGCAGAAUGUAAUCUUCCAAUAUGUGUUUUAAAGGUCUGUUUUUGGAAUUGCAUGUUCUGGACUUGAAUGUACUGCAAUGAAACUGAAUGUUGAAUUUUGACAAAUUCAAACUGAAUUUUCACAUUUAAAACUCCAUUCAGAAAAACUGAAUUUUUAAACAAAAUUCCAACCUUUAGAAUGAAAUCUUCCAACACAUGCUGUAAUGAUCUGAUUUUGGAAUUAUGCAGUCUGGGCUUUUAUGUAGUGCAAAAAUGAGAAAUUGAAUCUGACUUUUCACAUUCAAAACUCCAUUCAGAAAAAGGCGAUUUUUCAAAAAUCCAUAAAACUGAAUUCCAAUCUGCAGGAUAAAAUCCUCCAACACAUGUUUUGUGCUCUCAUUCCGUCAUCUGGACGUUAGACACUGGCAUGUGUUGGCGUUGAUUGUAUACAGGUUGUUUUGCUACUGGGAGGCUGAAGGAUUGUAACAUCUCUGGCUGUUAAGCUAAUUGUGCCUUAUUGUGCUAAAACUCACCAUGAUGAACAUGAACGCUGGUGUCACGACACUUCCUGUCCUCGCUCGAGCUGUUUGUAUGUUUACAAAUCACUGCGGUGUUUAGUUGUUUAUUUUUCUGUAAAUAGUCGACUUGUGUAGCUGCAUAUCAAGAAGAACUCCAACUUUAAACCACGUACGAUCAAAUAAGCUGUUGGACGUGAGAAUGUGUAGCACCGAAUCGAAAUAUUUAUUCAACACAGUGUGUGUUUUUGUGUAAUUCUAUGGCUUUGAACACACGGUCGAAGAAGCAGAUGUUUUGUGUGUGCGGUUAAGGGCGGUUGUGUUCAGUGGCGUGUCCUUCCAGUAGCAGGCGUACUGUGUGCUUUCUCAUCAGGGCAACUUUCACUUCAGAUUGUGUCAGUCUUUACUACCUCUGCAGCCGUCAGAGUUUGGGGGGGAAGAAACCACACGGGUAUAGAGAACUUAAUUAUGUUUUUGUAAUUCUAAUAUGAAGAUAUCACCUGUCACUCUAGCUGAAUAAAGUAUAUAUCCAAGUGAAGAAGGA